Molecule: messenger RNA, 471 nt
Organism: Arabis nemorensis
Lineage: Eukaryota; Viridiplantae; Streptophyta; Magnoliopsida; Brassicales; Brassicaceae
Source: the annotation of a GenBank genome assembly
AUGCCACAAAUGGGAAGGAAAAAAUCCAUGUUUUUCAAGACUCUCAAUGACAUGUUCAUUAUAAAAGAGAUCAAGAGUAUAGAGUAUGAAUCAUUUGUAAGAUUUGGUCCAGAAUAUUUCAAGUACAUGAAAGACACUUAUGAAUUAGGCAACCAAACUUGCCUGGCAAAAGUUUUAGGGAUCUACCAGCCGAAUGGUCGAAGAGAGAUACAACACAACUUGAUGGUGAUGGAGAAUCUCAACUUUGGUAGGACUAUUUCUCAUGAGUACAAUCUUAAAGGCCCUCUACUCACUCGGUUUAUUACUACCACUAUUGGUGACGGUGUAGAAGAGGUUAUGCUAGGACCUAAAUUUUUCAAAGAGAUGAACAAUUCCCCAGUUUACUUCAGCAAGAUCUCAAAAUAUAACCUCCAAAGUGUGGUCAAGAACGAUAUUGACUUCCUAGAUGUCAUUAUUCGGACUAGAACUUGA